Botrytis cinerea B05.10 is the source of this 1526-nucleotide messenger RNA. RefSeq lists its product as hypothetical. Gene Ontology annotation, molecular function: NADPH dehydrogenase activity; FMN binding. The transcript has a single exon. Lineage: Eukaryota; Fungi; Ascomycota; Leotiomycetes; Helotiales; Sclerotiniaceae. Bases 250 to 1362 code for a protein of 370 amino acids. The record is from RefSeq and is a predicted model, not a curated record.
GGAAAUAUAUCUACUUCUUAGAUAUUGAAUUAAUCUAUAGAGUACUUGGAUUAAUAAUUCUUCGGGCUGAUUGGUAAUGCCUCUAAAUUUCAUAUUAUCUUGACUACAGCUUUCUUCAUCAAACCACAAGAUGUAAAAGUAUAUAAACCCCCAAGUGGUGGAUAUGACCGUUUUUUGCACACUUAAAUCCCAGAUCGAUAAAACAAGAGGUGAAAGAACCCAAUCAUUCCAAAAGAACUUCUUGAAAUCAUGGCUCAAUCGCGCCUUUUCCAGCCUUUGACAAUUGGCAAUAUGGAAGUGAAGCAUCGCAUCGGUAUGCCUUCACUCACUCGCUUCCGCGCUACCGACGAUCGUGUGCCAACCACUAUGAUGAAGGAAUACUACAGCCAACGCGCCUCUGUUCCUGGUACCUUGAUGAUUGCAGAGGGUACCUUUGUUUCGCCAUCAGCCGCCGGCGGAUAUUCCAACGCGCCAGGGAUAUGGAGCAAAAACCAAAUUGCUGCAUGGAAAGAGAUCACAGAUGAAGUUCAUGCGAAGGGUUGCUUUAUCUUCUGUCAGUUAUUCGCAAUGGGCCGUACUGCCAGUAUAGAGGUGGCGGAGAGUGAGGGAAUCAGCAUCGUGGCGCCAAGCGCUAUUCCGAUCGAUGAAAACUUCCCAACACCGCGGGCUAUGACGAUCCAAGAGAUCGAACAAUUUGUUGGAGACUUUGCGACCGCCUCAGAAAAUGCUAUCAGCGCGGGUUUUGACGGCGUCGAGUGCCAUGGCGCGAACGGCUACCUCAUCGAUCAAUUCAUUCAGGAUACAAGUAAUCAGCGCAACGAUGCGUAUGGCGGGAGUGUGGAAAAUAGAUCUCGCUUUAUCAACGAAAUCAUGAAAGCCAUGGUCAACGCUGUUGGCCCGGAACGUGUUGGACUCCGUCUUAGCCCUUGGAGUCCGUUCCAGGGUAUGAGAAUGACUGAUCCCAUUCCACAAUUUAUGGACAUCAUCUGCAAAGCCAGAAAAUUAAACCUCGCAUACCUACACCUAGUUGAGUCGCGAAUCUCUGGUGCGGAUGAUUAUAGCGGCAGCAACGAGCGGCUAGAUUUUGCAUAUCAACUUUGGAACGGACCUAUCCUUGUCGCGGGAGGGUACAAACCAGCGGAUGCACAAAGGCUUGUUGACGAAGAACGUCCAGACAAGGAUAUUGUGGUCAUGUUCGGAAGGUAUUUCAUUGCAAACCCAGAUUUGGUAUAUAGGGUCAAGAAGGGCGUGGCAUUGAAUGCGUACGAUCGGAAGACGUUCUAUAUUAAAAAUUCGUCGAUGGGGUACGUGGAUUAUCUGCCAAGCAUAGAGUAUCUGAAAGAGCACGAGAGUGUCUAUUAGUUCGAGUUGAUAAGGUAUCGUAGACUAGAGGGGUUUGACCAUAGUUACUAGGUGCUAAAUUAUGGCUCUCUUAUAAAUCCUUGUUCCUGUGUAUAACUCUAAUUCUAUUGAAGACUUCUCCUCUAAUGUUUGAAUUUUACCUCCUUUGAUAUUUCUAAAGCGCA